Molecule: messenger RNA, 433 nt
Organism: Trematosphaeria pertusa
Lineage: Eukaryota; Fungi; Ascomycota; Dothideomycetes; Pleosporales; Trematosphaeriaceae
Exons: 3
Coding region: 81-272 (63 amino acids)
Source: RefSeq, a predicted model, not a curated record
CUCCCGAACAGCUUCAAUUCGGCCGAAUCCCUUUCCAAUCUUCGACGGGAUCGAAUCUAGUCGCGAAGAAAUCCGUCGCAAUGGCCGCCGUCGAUAUGUCUCUUGUCGCGCGCAGCGAGGUCGCCGUCCACCACCUCAUCAAGCGAAAGAACUGGGCCGCCAGGGAACCCGGUGUCAUUCUCGUGUUCUGUAUUGUCGGUGCCGUCGCUAUCCUAUUGAUUGGUCUGUUCGUCCAGAAGAAGAUGGCCGCCCGCAAAGCCGCGAAGCAGUAAAGAUACCCCGUCGACGCCGUAAUGAGGUGGGCUUGGUCACGAAGGAUGAGACGGAGGCAGAGCCGGACAUUGUAAAUGAAUGGACACUGGAGCACACAGAUGCUGGAUCCUGCAAAAGAGAUAGAUAUAUGGAGAUCUAUCGACUUUUGGAUAAGAUCUUA